AUGAAUAUCACAACAAAUUCGCAUGGUGUACUUGUAUUCAGUUCUGAAUUAAAUCCUCCCAUUGGACAACAUGUUACUGAAACUGGAUUGUUUCUCCAAGUUACUCACUUCACACCGCUAAUAGCCAAAAGUGUCUGGUCAAAUAAUCCAUCAACAACGCUUGAACAGUUAUGUGCCUGCAUCAGAAAGGCUCAAUGUAAUAUCGAGAAUGAACGUUCAUCACGUCUAAGUGAAUUAUUAAAUCGAAUUAAACUAUCACAUGCAAUAGACACUGAAAUGGUUUGCUCUAGUGUUAUCAACAAAUCGGUUAGCUUAUCUGAACCUCAAGCUACUGUGCCAACAUUGGGGCGUCUUAUUGGCACUUUAGAAGAGAACAUACUCACAAAUUAUCUGAUAAUGGAGCUUUCUUGCGCAGGAAUUGAACACAGUGGAAUGUGUUAUGAUGGUUCAGGUUGCUUGUCUGCAAUUGGAAUUACCAGCAUACCCUUCAAUCCACCAGGCUGGCAUCCUUCAGAUAUUAUCCCCUUAACAGAUUAUGUUCAUGAGAUGGUGCUUCGUCCACAUUUUGAUCCCUUUACCCACCGUCGCAGUUGGCAAUUAGAUAUUCUUUUCACUGGUAUUCAAGCUCCUUUAAAUGGAAUCUAUCAAAAUUCUUCAUUGUAUCUACGUCAUCAAACUGCUGAAUGGACUGUUUCACGAUUGGAACAUUUGAGUAUUGUUGUUCAUAAUAUACUCAUGGAGUGGGAAAAUUUAUGUUCGAUGCAUGCUUUAUGUUAUCGUGUAAUAGAAAACCCUGUUUUAUGUUGUAAGAACUGUUUUGUAGAGUCUAGAUAA
This is a messenger RNA of Heterobilharzia americana, 834 nucleotides long. The record is from the annotation of a GenBank genome assembly. Lineage: Eukaryota; Metazoa; Platyhelminthes; Trematoda; Strigeidida; Schistosomatidae.